AUGGGUUCAGAAUGGUACUGUCAGAAGGAUGACUUGGCUAAACCCACUAAAAACAGCACAGCUGCAGUUAUACUGGUUGCAUCUGAUAUUAAACUAUCUUCAAAAUUCUGCUUCUUACUUACAAAGCUAACUUUGCUGGGACAAUUACCAGACUGUCUGAUUCAGAAACCUGACUUGUACGCUAGCCGCUUGGUUUAUGGAUUUAUUAAUACCUGUCUAAAAUCUUUGGUUAUUGAAAAAUUUGGAGAGGGGGCAUGGGAAAAGAUAAGAGACCAGGCUGGUGUUCAGGACAGCUUCAUGACCCAUGAAGUCUAUAAGGAUGUCAUCACAAUGAGACUGGUGGAUGAGACUUGCAAAUUUCUGGAAGUAACACCUGACAUUGUUCUGAAGCAGUUUGGGGAAUAUUUUUUUGAGUUUUGUAAGCUAUCUGGAUAUGAUAACAUGCUGCGAGCUCUUGGAGGGAAUCUUUAUGAGUUUAUUGAGAAUCUGGAUGCACUGCACAGAUACCUGUCUCUCUCCUAUCAGGAAAUGAAUGCCCCUUCUUUCAGAGUGGAGAAGAAGGACAAUGGUACUAUGCAUCUACACUACUACUCAGAUCGACGAGGAUUAAGCCAUAUUGUUCCAGGUAUUAUCAAAGCAGUGGCAACUGAUUUCUUCAACAGUGAGAUCACAAUGGAGAUUAUUCACCAGAUUGAAGAAGAGGAAAGGACAGGAAAAAAGGAACAUGUCGUCUUCCUCAUCACUCAGAAGCCAGAUUUUUCACUCAAGAGACCAAGCAAAUUAUCCAGUGCACCCCAGCACAGUGCAAACAUGACAAGCCAGUUGGAGAAACAGCUGAACAAAAAGGUCAUCCCAGGUAAUAAAAAGCAUUGGGAGACUGUGCGCAGCAUUGUGAAGCUGGGUAAAGGAAACUUACUCAGAGGAUUUGAGCCAGUAUACCCCGAGACACUCUGCAUAGAUAUCAACACCUUCUGUAAUAUUUUUCCUUUUCAUAUUGUAUUUGAUGAAGAGCUUGCAGUCAAACAGGCAGGUGUGAAUCUCCAAAAGAUUGUUCCUGGACUACAGACCAUAAGUAUUCGUCUUGAUCAAUACUUCACCAUUAUCCACCCAGAAGUGAAAUUCACCAUAUCUAGCGUGAGAAAAUUCAUCAACAGCCAGUUUGUCCUGAGAACCAAAAGAAAUAUGAUGCCAGAGUCUUGGAGGAACCGUCCAAUGCUGGAAUUAAGGGGUCAGAUGGUGUGGAUGGAGUCCCUGCACUUCAUGCUUUAUUUGGCUUCCCCUCUGCUCCGCAGCCUGCAUGAGCUGGAAGAGCGUCAAAUGCACAUUUCGGACAUUGCCCCGCAUGAUGUCACGAGGGACCUGAUCUUGCUUAACCAGCAGCGACUGGCAGAGAUGGAGCUGUCCAGCCAGCUAGAGAGGAAAAAAGAGGAACUGCGUAUCCUGUCAAAGAACCUGGAGGAAGAGAAGAAGAAGACCGAAACCCUUCUCUACGCCAUGCUUCCAAAACACGUGGCCAACCAGCUGAAGGAAGGCAAAAGAGUCGAGGCAGGAGAGUUUAAGGAGUGCACCAUUUUAUUCAGUGAUGUUGUCACAUUUACUAACAUCUGCUCGCAGUGUGAACCUAUCCAGAUUGUUUUCAUGCUGAACUCCAUGUACCUCAAGUUUGACCGGCUAACCACAGUGCACGAUGUGUACAAGGUGGAGACUAUUGGAGAUGCUUACAUGGUAGUUGGAGGUGUUCCUGUCCCCAUGGCUAGUCAUGCUGAACGAGUUGCCAACUUCGCUCUGGGAAUGAUCAUUGCAGCAAGAGGAGUAACAAAUCCUGUGACUGGAAGCUCGAUUCAAAUUAGGGUUGGAAUACACACUGGACCUGUUCUGGCUGGAGUUGUUGGGGAGAAGAUGCCACGAUAUUGUCUUUUUGGAGAUACAGUGAACACAGCUUCCAGAAUGGAAAGCCAUGGCGUGCCAAAUAAAAUCCAUCUCAGUACCAGUGCUUAUCAUGCUCUGAAAGGUAAAGGCUUUGAAAUCAUUGGUCGUGGUGAGAUUGAAGUAAAGGGCAAAGGAAAAAUGUGCACAUAUUUCCUGGUCAGGAAUCUUACAGUCAGUGAUAAUGAAAUAAUGGGCUGGCAGGUAAAGGAGCCUGAAUCGGGGCAAGAAUCAGUGCAGUCAUUACGAGACUGCUCAGAAGCACGCCAUUGUCAAGAUGCGCAAAGCUCCCCAAAUCAUGACAGACGCCCCACCAUUGCUAUGAAAUAUUUUGACAGUGCAACAAUCAAGGAUGAACUUUCCAGCAACAGCUACCCUCAGCUUAAAGACCUGGCAGGUAAGGCGCGUGAUUCAGAGAGCUACGGCAGUCUCCAUAGCAAUGAGAAGUCUGGAGAUGAUGCAUAUCAGCUUACGCAGGAGGCUGCUGAAAAAGCAGUUGCCAGGCCGUUUACCAGGGGAACAAGAGCCCGCCGCCACAGAUCCAGUUUCUGCCUUUUAGUGUGA
Molecule: messenger RNA, 2490 nt
Organism: Erpetoichthys calabaricus (reedfish)
Lineage: Eukaryota; Metazoa; Chordata; Cladistia; Polypteriformes; Polypteridae
Product: guanylate cyclase soluble subunit beta-2-like
Exons: 18
Coding region: 1-2490 (829 amino acids)
Biological process (GO): cGMP biosynthetic process; response to oxygen levels
Cellular component (GO): guanylate cyclase complex, soluble
Molecular function (GO): guanylate cyclase activity; heme binding
Source: RefSeq, a predicted model, not a curated record